AGUUAAAGACAGGUUACAAGCAUUUCUACUUCAUAACACUAUCCUCUCUACUAUUAUUCUACCACCACACAACGAGCUUUUCCCUACAAAGAUCAUGUCGUCAAUCGUCACUUCCAUCAAAGACCUCAUCGCCUCUGUCUUCGAGGUUGUAUUCUCGGUAUUCAAUGGCGCGAUUAAUUUGGUGACCGGUCUUAUCACGGGUCUUGUGAACUCUGUUAUCGGGAUCGUCAAGAUGGCCCUCCAUACUGUGGGAAGUACCUUGGAAGCUGCAGGAGGUGUAGGCAAAUUUAUUGCCAGCAAUAUCGUUAUCAUCGCACUCAUUGCGGCUGGGGCAUACGGUUACCUGCAGUAUCAAAGUCGCCAAGGCCGUCCUGUCAGAGCGGGAAAUAAGAAAUUGAACUAAGACACGAAGUGGGAUGGAUCAAUUAUCGACUUCGGAGAGGUUUCGAAUGGUGACGGCUCAAUGUUAUAAGACCACGACUUGCGAUUCCUCGUUGUUUGAUACCAAUAAGUGGCCUCGACCCACUCUUGCAAAUCUAUGUGAAUAAUUUUCAGUACUCAGUCAUUGAUCGCUUCUCGGAAAAUCUCC
Molecule: messenger RNA, 589 nt
Organism: Penicillium brasilianum
Lineage: Eukaryota; Fungi; Ascomycota; Eurotiomycetes; Eurotiales; Aspergillaceae
Source: the annotation of a GenBank genome assembly